GUGAGGAACGUUUUCUGUCACAACAGACAAUCUAUCAGUAGCUUUAAAUAAGUAGGGAUUGUAAAAAAAAAAAAAAAAAAAAAAAAAAGCUGCAAUAUAUUAUCUAAGGGUGGAUGAUCCUGCUGUUAGUUACAGCUCUCAGUGAUGUCUGUGCUGGGACUUCUGGGUUCCUGUUGGACUUUUCCUCCCAAACUUCCCCAGGAACUGACAAUGGCGAAGCCCUUCCUGAGUCCAUCCCAUCAGCUCCCGGGACACUGCCUCAUUUCAUAGAGGAGCCAGAUGAUGCUUAUAUUAUCAAGAGCAACCCUAUUGCACUCAGGUGCAAAGCGAGGCCAGCCAUGCAGAUAUUCUUCAAAUGCAACGGCGAGUGGGUCCAUCAGAACGAGCAUGUCUCUGAAGAGAGUCUGGAUGAGAGCUCAGGCUUGAAGGUCCGCGAAGUGUUCAUCAAUGUUACCAGGCAACAGGUGGAGGACUUCCACGGGCCGGAGGACUAUUGGUGCCAGUGUGUGGCAUGGAGCCACCUGGGUACCUCCAAGAGCAGGAAGGCCUCUGUGCGCAUAGCCUAUUUACGGAAAAACUUUGAACAAGACCCACAAGGAAGGGAGGUUCCCAUUGAAGGCAUGAUUGUGCUGCACUGCCGCCCACCAGAGGGAGUCCCUGCUGCCGAGGUGGAAUGGCUGAAAAAUGAGGAGCCCAUUGACUCUGAACAAGAUGAGAACAUUGACACCAGGGCUGACCAUAACCUGAUCAUCAGGCAGGCACGGCUUUCGGACUCAGGAAAUUACACCUGCAUGGCAGCCAACAUCGUGGCUAAGAGGAGAAGCCUGUCAGCCACUGUGGUAGUUUAUGUGAAUGGAGGCUGGUCUUCCUGGACAGAGUGGUCAGCCUGCAAUGUUCGCUGUGGUAGAGGAUGGCAGAAACGUUCCCGGACCUGCACCAACCCAGCUCCUCUCAAUGGUGGGGCCUUUUGUGAGGGAAUGUCAGUGCAGAAAAUAACCUGCACUUCUCUUUGUCCUGUGGAUGGGAGCUGGGAAGUGUGGAGCGAAUGGUCCGUCUGCAGCCCAGAGUGUGAACAUUUGCGGAUCCGGGAGUGCACAGCACCACCCCCGAGAAAUGGGGGCAAAUUCUGUGAAGGUCUAAGCCAGGAAUCUGAAAACUGCACAGAUGGUCUCUGCAUCCUAGAUAAAAAACCUCUUCAUGAAAUAAAACCCCAAAGCAUAGAGAAUGCCAGCGACAUUGCUUUGUACUCGGGCUUGGGUGCUGCCGUCGUGGCUGUUGCAGUCCUGGUCAUUGGUGUCACCCUUUAUAGACGGAGCCAGAGUGACUAUGGCGUGGACGUCAUUGACUCUUCUGCAUUGACAGGUGGCUUCCAGACCUUCAACUUCAAAACAGUCCGUCAAGGUAACUCCCUGCUCCUGAAUUCUGCCAUGCAGCCAGAUCUGACAGUGAGCCGGACAUACAGUGGACCCAUCUGUCUGCAGGACCCUCUGGACAAGGAGCUCAUGACAGAGUCCUCACUCUUUAACCCUUUGUCGGACAUCAAAGUCAAAGUCCAGAGCUCAUUCAUGGUUUCCCUGGGAGUGUCUGAGAGAGCUGAGUACCAUGGCAAGAAUCAUUCCAGGACUUUUCCCCAUGGAAACAACCACAGCUUUAGUACAAUGCAUCCCAGAAACAAAACACCCUACAUCCAAAAUCUGUCAUCACUCCCCACAAGGACAGAACUGAGGACAACUGGUGUCUUUGGCCAUUUAGGGGGGCGCUUAGUAAUGCCAAAUACAGGGGUGAGCUUACUCAUACCACACGGUGCCAUCCCAGAGGAGAAUUCUUGGGAGAUUUAUAUGUCCAUCAACCAAGGUGAACCCAGCCUCCAGUCAGAUGGCUCUGAGGUGCUCCUGAGUCCUGAAGUCACCUGUGGUCCUCCAGACAUGAUCGUCACCACUCCCUUUGCAUUGACCAUCCCACACUGUGCAGAUGUCAGUUCUGAGCACUGGAAUAUCCAUUUAAAGAAGAGGACACAGCAGGGCAAAUGGGAGGAAGUGAUGUCAGUGGAAGAUGAAUCCACAUCCUGUUACUGCCUUUUGGACCCCUUUGCAUGUCAUGUGCUCCUAGACAGCUUUGGGACCUAUGCACUCACUGGAGAGCCAAUCACAGACUGUGCCGUGAAGCAACUGAAGGUGGCAGUUUUUGGCUGCAUGUCCUGUAACUCACUGGAUUACAACUUGAGAGUUUACUGUGUGGACAAUACCCCUUGUGCAUUUCAGGAAGUGGUUUCAGAUGAAAGGCAUCAAGGUGGACAGCUCCUGGAAGAACCAAAGUUGCUGCAUUUCAAAGGGAAUACCUUUAGUCUUCAGAUCUCUGUCCUUGAUAUUCCCCCAUUCCUCUGGAGAAUUAAACCAUUCACUGCCUGCCAGGAAGUCCCGUUCUCCCGCGUGUGGUGCAGUAACCGGCAGCCCCUGCACUGUGCCUUCUCCCUGGAGCGUUACACGCCCACCACCACCCAGCUGUCCUGCAAAAUCUGCAUUCGGCAGCUCAAAGGCCAUGAACAGAUCCUCCAAGUGCAGACAUCAAUCCUAGAGAGUGAACGAGAAACCAUCACUUUCUUCGCACAAGAGGAUAGCAGUUUCCCUGCACAGACUGGUCCCAAAGCCUUCAAAAUUCCCUACUCCAUCAGACAGCGGAUUUGUGCUACAUUUGAUACCCCCAAUGCCAAAGGCAAGGACUGGCAGAUGUUAGCACAGAAAAACAGCAUCAACAGGAAUUUAUCUUAUUUCGCUACACAAAGUAGCCCAUCUGCUGUCAUUUUGAACCUGUGGGAAGCUCGUCAUCAGCAUGAUGGUGAUCUUGACUCCCUGGCCUGUGCCCUUGAAGAGAUUGGGAGGACACACACGAAACUCUCAAACAUUUCAGAAUCCCAGCUUGAUGAAGCCGACUUCAACUACAGCAGGCAAAAUGGACUCUAGUCCACUUCCUCCCAUGAGACAGAGUGAUGGCCAGCUUGGGGACAUUUGCUUUAAAUGGGAAAGAAAGAGGCCGCUUUCUGCCCAAUGGCAUUGGGGGAAUUCAGCCUUCAUUUACAAUCAGUGAGAUUCCCCUGUGGAAGAAACUAAAUUUUAUAUAGUUAAAACAUGUUAAUAGGGAAAAGUACAAGCUCUCUUACAUAUAAGAGGGCUCUAUGAUCUCCUUGGAAUCCACGUUUGGGUUAACUCCUCAGAUUUGUAGUGGCAAGGAUGAAAGUGAGAGCAGAAGUAGCUGUGGGAAAAGAUGAGCUACAAUAAUGCUGGGAAGGCAGAGAUUGAUUAAGUGCAUGUUUUGAAACAGGUUUUUAAUGAUGUGCCCCAAAAGGCCAGCUGAUUUUGGUACUAGAUUGUCAGAGUUUUCUACCAACUGGCAUCUGUGAUAUCAGAAAUCAUUGUAAAACUGGCUUAUAGAUGUGAAACAGGGUUGCCAACCCAUUUGUAUGACUUCAACAAUGUCAAAGAGGGCAUUGAAUUUAGAAUCUGAGCACAUCACACCAGCACCAGCUCCCUGUCUCUUCUAGCCACUUAAUGGAGACAAAAUGGAGAGGCAAGACAGACCACAAACUAGUUCUUAUAGUGUACGCCACCUUUUACUUUUUUCCUGAGACAAAUCUACCCUUAUUCUUUCUUCCUCUUCCUUACCUCUUGCAGUAGAGAGGUAUCAAGGAGCAUAAUUAAACUUGUCAAUAUGGAAAGUUGUUUUUUCUAAUGCAACAAAGCGGGACCAUCUCUAUUCCCAUCUAAGCCACUCAAAUUGCUGAGUGCUAUUAGAACACAGCUUAUUACAUGGAUAUGGAGACAGGAGAGAUUAAAGCAGAUUCAAAAACACAUGAACUACAGAUGUCAUAGGCCUCAAAUCAGCUACAAUUCCAGGAGGCAUGUGUUGAUCUAGUUCUCUAACAUUGUUGUUACAAGAAAAUGAGUUCGACUAUAUUUUUCAAUCCAGAUUCUUGAAAUUGUCUAACAUGUUGGUACUAUGUCAUCACAGAAUCUCUCAGUAAGGCUAUAUGUGAUCCUCAUUUUGCCUCCUGGGAAAUUAGCAGAUAGUCUUUCCUCUAAAUGAUAUCUGAGUAAAUAGACUUGAGGAAUACCUGUAUACAGUGUCCCUGAAACCACAUGCAUUGUUCAGGGAGCCUUCACGCUAUGACUAUUCAGUCUCCUUGAAUAUGCUUUCUCUAUAGAACCAUUAACCUAUGUCUAUUGCUCUAUGAUUUUUUUUUUUUAUAUUAGGGGGCAGUGAUAUUGUGGAGGAUGGAAAUCCACAGAUAAUUCAUGACCCUCAUCUUAUCACUUUGCUCCAUCUUUUUAUCCUAUUAAAUCAUUUUUGACAAGAUGUCCUGGUAGACUAAAGAUGAACAGAUUUGCUCUUGCUCAUCUUCUGGUGGAUAUUUUACUUUGUUGUUCACAAUCAGGACAACCAAAGUCAAGGACCCAGACAAACCACAAGGCAGCUAGUCAGCUACUUAGAGGUUGGUUACAUUCAAAUAAAAAGUAAUCAGGGAAUGGGGGAGGUGGGGAGUACUUGGCAGUUGGGAUAUGAUCCAUUUUUUUUAAACAACUUUUUUGUAGAUCCCUUGUAAAAAAAUGAUAAUAAUGUUGUGAAUCUCCAUGCCACGUGAAAAAGGCCUAAAGAUGAGUUGAACUUAUGGUACCAUGAGUAAGGUAUGGAAGAACUCUUGAAUGUGUGGUAUAUAUGGUCCCCUAUAUUAGAUAGAAGACUUUGCUACAUGUAAUUCAAAAGCAUCUCGCUUUUCUCAGGAACCAAAGGCUUAUGAUAUAGAACAAAGAAAUCAUCUUAGAACUGUCAAGCAUAUUUUUCACAAUACCAUGUCAAGAUCAGGAAAACACCCUUUUGCUAGUGUGCUUAACUCAUUUAUUUCUUGUAGGAAACAAUAGAUAAACAGCAUGAAAAUGUAAAUCAUCUGACAUCACUGAUAGAAUAUCUGAAAGAGAGAGUAGAUGGUCAACCAGUCACAAGUUGGUUGGCAUGGGGUGGUUUGCAGAGGAAAUCUGCAUUCACUGUUGAGUAAAAACUUGUAGAAAACACAUUAUAGAGCUUAUGUUAGAAUCCAUCUUGGAGGAUUUUUGUUUUAAACCAUCCUAAGCAUUUUCCCUCUUCCCUUCUAAUUGGAGUUAUAAUUGUUUCAUCUAUUCUGUGAAUCUACACAGGUCUUUUUUUUUUUUUUUUUUAAGAUGUUUAAUACAUUUUAAGUAUUUUUAAAUAGAUGAAAAUUCUAAAUGAUUUUCCCUCAAAUCUAUCUAGAUUACUUUAGGAUGAGACGAGAUUGUUGUCAAUCCCUGAAAGUCUGGAGUUCCCUCCCAUGGAUUUUUUUUUUUUCCUUUGGCCUAGGUUUUAUAAACACACUUGAACAUCAUAUCAUAUAGUAUAACAAAGGAAGAAGUUAACACAAUUCACCUCAGACUUCACCCUACAGUUCAAUCAAAUUCAUCCUUCAGCCCAUUUUGUUUCUUCUUUAUGUUUCUCUUUUACUUAUUUCUGCUAGGAUCCUACAUAGGAUUUCUAUAAAAAUGUAUGAAAUUCUGUGGUCACUGCAUGCCAGGAUUGCACAGUAUGUUACAAUACAAUUUCAAAGAGAACCCAUGUUUGUGAGAUUUACAGACCAAGGUGUGGGGGAGGAGGUGGAAUUGCAGAUCAGAUAAAAAGUUAGCUUACACUUGAACUCAGUUAUUCACUGUGACCUAAAUUUAGUCCUAUUAUAAUAUGUGCCCAUCACAACACAAAUGCCCCUCUUAAAAGAGAUUUACUCAUCUAUCCAAGGACUUAAUUUGGAAAUUUUACUGUCCUAUUGCAAAAUGAAACAAAAUUAAAAGUGGCCUUGAGUACUUGGUGAGUUACUUAAAAUUUUUACAAAAAUAUUGCACUCAAUGCCAAGUCUUUCUGUCCUCAAAGAUAUUUAAGUCUAAUAGUCAUGCUUUAAAUAUGGCUUUAAAUUAUGCCACCAAAAUGGUGCACUUCACAACUUCACCAGACUGUAGCAUCAUAAAGUUAAUUUACAGUUUUUACAACAUUGCUUGUACAUUCUUACUGGUUUACAUUAAAAUCCUUUAAGCCAAAAGGAAGCUUGCUCUAUAGAUUUAAAUGCAGACUUCAUUUACUAGUGCAGGAAGUCUCAUAAAACUCAGAUGUACGCCCACAAAAAUUGUAUUGGCCUUUUUGUAAGAGAUGAAAAAGAAUUGACACAGUUCUCUUUAAAGAGAAGAACUUUUUUAUUAUUAGUUUUAUCUCCAACUGCAGGUGGUGUCUUUUGCCGAGGUCUCUAUAUUUUUCUUUCAAUUGUCUUUGGGAGGGCAUAUUAAGUCAAAUCACUAAAACAGGGUUCUCUUUGGAUUAAAAGUUCCGGAUUUAUUGCAACUAUUUACCUUGAGAAACAUUCUCAAGGUAUCAGAACUUUCUCAAGGCAUCAGAAUUGAUAAACAAAUGUAGAUGAUUAAAAUAGGAUAAUUGGUUUUAGAUAGUAUUUUCUACUUGCCAAACUUCUGGCAAAUUUACCUGUGAAUUUCAAAAUGUUUUAAAAUCUCUUGAUAUGCUUUUGUUUUUCCUUUGAGCCAUUUUCUCUUCAAUUUCUUAGUCCCUCUGCCCUCUGUACAUGUGUUGAGUGAUAUAGCUAUCAGACGUGUUGAAGGCAAAGUUCUAGCAGAGGUCUUUGUCCAGCUCUGUAAAGGUUACAGGAAUCCUGAAGGAGCUGAGAAAUCUUCCUCUCCGGCCCACUGUCUGGCCCAUUGUCAUUGUUUCCUCAUGAAACAUUGCAGAGUUUGAAUCCUCAGUAACUCUCAUUGACUGGACUAGAGGUGAUGGCCACAGCAAAUGGGAGAGCAAAAUGUUGGCCUACAGAGAAUGACACAAUUGUAUUCGCCUUUGGUGUUAGUUGCCAUAGCGCUGUAUUUGAAAAUCGAUGCUUUAGCCAAAAGCUGAAUGGCCACCGUUUCCGUAGUUUCCACUGUUUUGUCUACAUAGAAUUUUCCUGAACUACAAGCAAAAAUGUAUUUUGUCCAAUGUCACAGAAGUGAAAAUGUUACUAAUCUUA
This is a messenger RNA of Rhinopithecus roxellana (golden snub-nosed monkey), 7063 nucleotides long. It is a transcript of the gene UNC5D, whose product is annotated as unc-5 netrin receptor D. Gene Ontology annotation, biological process: netrin-activated signaling pathway. Gene Ontology annotation, molecular function: protein binding; netrin receptor activity. The transcript has 17 exons. Gene Ontology annotation, cellular component: membrane. NCBI's taxonomy places the organism in Eukaryota, Metazoa, Chordata, Mammalia, Primates, Cercopithecidae. The record is from RefSeq and is a predicted model, not a curated record. The coding region runs from base 114 to 2960 and encodes 948 amino acids.